AUGCAGCUUCGGCCACCACCCAUGGCUCGUACAAAACCGACCAUGCAGCCCACCGGUCGCUCAACCAUGCCAUCAUUCUGCAUACCGACCCCCUUUUAGCGCCUGAGACAGCGACAUGAGCGUGGAGCCGCCAUUCCAGCUCAAGCAUACUAACGUCAGUCGCCCGCGCCUAUCCCACUCGGACUCGCAGCAGAGCAUCGCCGCCUCCCAGGCCGCGUCCGAGGGAUACUACAGCCUCUCCGAGAACACGUCGAGCGAAAGUGAUGCGCCGCACCCCCGAUACCACACGCCGCCCUCACACCAUCGCACGCCCGCGCAGAGUCAUGAGCAUUUGCACCACGACGCCGAAGCACCGGUAACAUCGCUGAAGGGCGUUGGAGUGCCCCGGCAGCAUCAGCAGCCGGCACAACCCACCUACACCAACGACCCCCCCCUAUCGCCCUCCGUCUCCACCAUCGUAGAGGAGAGGCCGGAGAUACAGGAAGGGAAGAAGUCUCAGGCGCGCUCCGACAUGGACUCGGACUCCCUCUCUACGACGCCCGGCAUGGAUUCAACACCAUACAUCCGCUUUGCCAUCGACCAGCUCACGCGCGAUGAGGAAGUGCGAGGGAGCCGCAUGUACCCCGCUGUGGCUACUCCAGAGGAAGAGGAAGAGGAUGAAUACCCUGUCGACCGGAUAGUGUCUGACGAGAGCCUUGGGUAUAUGGCACAAGAGCAGCAGACACAACGGAGACUAUCCCGCUAUAUACCGCAAAAGCCAGCCAGACACACGUCAGGCCCUAGCGGAGACACGACAACAGAGCGACAGCACAGGACACCCUACCAGGCCGAAACGCCAACCCAACAUGUACAGAAGGACGUAUUUGUAUCAACGGGUUCUCUCCCGCAUGCGCCGCUCCACUUCCUCCCCGCAAUCCUGCGCCCGCUCUGGCUGCUCCUCUUCAUCCUCCUAUGCGUGCUCAUGCUCAUUGCCCUCAUCUUCUCCGCUGUGUACUCGAACAGGAACGGCGGAGUCGGGCUCUGGAACUACGCUUCUUUUGGAGAUAACCGCUAUUUCGUCUUCGAGUAUCUGCCGACUAUGCUCGGUGCGAUAAUAUUCCUCUGGCUCCUCCAGGUGCAGAUCGCGCUCCAACGGGUCAUACCGUUUAUCUCCAUGGCCUCUGGAUCGUACCACCAACGGUCCGAAGCCAUAUUCCUCCAAUUAUACCCCAUGCAGUUUCUGCUACCCAAGCUGGAGUACUUCAGGGCCGGCCAUCCGCGGGUCGGCCUUUGCUACCUUAUCUUCUGGCUCUUCUCCUGGACGAUACCCCUUCUUGCAUCUUCUUUCAAUGUCCGGUACGACGUCGGCAUGCGCGUCUGGCGAUGGGUGGCUGUUCAAGGCGUUAUCUGGACGAACGUUGCGCUAUAUAUACUCCUGAUUCUGGCACUUCUUUUUCUUCUAAUAUUUCUGAUCCGCAACGAAACAGGGCUCAAGUGGGACCCCCGGUCGUUAGCCGAUAUCAUUACGCUCCUCGAACGCUCGAAUAUGCUGAAGGACUAUAAUGGCUCAGAGACUUUCGAGAAGAAGGAUUGGGAUUGUUUACGAGGCCGAGCGGACAAGAUUGGGUACUGGAGGACGACGAAACGACCAAACGACGUCUUCUACGGCAUUGGCGAAGAAGGUGCACCAACCAGGAGGUAUUCCAUUGAGGAUGGCCGGAUCAGGGAGAAAGGCCCCGAGCGCGCCUUUCCCGACCCGAGUACGACACAGAACGCUCAGCGCACGGGCGACUUUUCGAUCCGAAUGGAUAUUCGCAGCCCGACUGUUCGCCUGAGGUAUCUACCAUGGUAUCUGCGCGACACAAUGGUGAUUGCGUGGAUCGUCAUUGCGCUGGUCCUUCUCAUCGCCUUUCUCGUGGUCAGCUUUGUCAACAGCGCCGUCCGCUCGGGUUUCUUACCUCAAGUCUUCGCCCGCACCAACUCCGCUGGCUUCUCUGCCUCGAACUUCCUGUACUCGUUCGUACCUGCCUUGAUCGCCCACUUCCUGUUCCUCGUCGUCCUGACAUUCGACUACUCCUUCCGCACCCUCCGACCCUACAUCUCGCUAGCCUCUAAGGGAGGCGCGACCGCCGAAGCGUCCCUCCUGAUUGAUUAUGCAUGCCGCCUCCCUCUCUCCGUCACGCUAUCAGCGCUGGAUAACCAACACUACCAGACUGCGAUUCUCUCCCUCGUCUCGCUCUGCUCGAUCACCCUCCCAAUCCUCGCGGGCGGCUGUUUCUGGACGCAGUACUACCCGAGCUCGGAUGUCGUUAGGGUCGCCGCCGAUCUACCGGGCUACUACGCGCUGUGCUUCUUCCUCGCGCUGUAUGCUGUCAGUCUCUUCGUCUUGCUUCCUGGCCGGCAUCGUGCAGCGCUUCCGCAUCGCAGCACCACCCUCGCUGAGAUCAUCAGCUGGGUGUAUCAGAGUCCAAUCGUGACCGAUCGAGCGUUCAAUCGCCCGCAAACGAAGCCAGAGCUCGUUACGAGACUGAUGGGAUCUGCGUACCUUGAGCGUAGCUGGGCGCAGUCCCUCACUUCUCUUAUCCCCCCCUCCCGCGAUAAUCUACGAGGCGAUCAAGACGUCAACGAGAAGAAGCGCAGGCGAGGCAGGAAAGAUGACGCCGAAGUACGGACCUCUGUGCUUGAGCCGGGGAAGAUCAAGUACGGUUUCGGCAUACACGUCGGCCGCGACGGCCUCGAGCAUCUCGGUAUCGAUCGCGUGCGACGUGGUGGUGAGAGAAGCGGUCGAGAGCUUGUCAUCUGGGAAGAGCAGAAUCGCAAGAGUUGGAUCGGCUCGUCCGCCUAAGACGAGAUUCUCAGACCGGGAUGAACGUGGUCUUACGAUGGAAGAUCCCGAGGAACAUUUUCUUCGCCUUACAUAUUCAAGAGGAGACACAAAUACUUCUCUAUUCGGCGCAUGAGCAUGAGCAUAUGGGUUACGG
Trematosphaeria pertusa is the source of this 2960-nucleotide messenger RNA. RefSeq lists its product as uncharacterized. The transcript is spliced from 3 exons. Lineage: Eukaryota; Fungi; Ascomycota; Dothideomycetes; Pleosporales; Trematosphaeriaceae. The record is from RefSeq and is a predicted model, not a curated record. Bases 116 to 2824 code for a protein of 902 amino acids.